This is a messenger RNA of Micropterus dolomieu (smallmouth bass), 2961 nucleotides long. RefSeq names its product 6-phosphofructo-2-kinase/fructose-2,6-biphosphatase 2b (gene pfkfb2b). The coding region runs from base 244 to 1854 and encodes 536 amino acids. Lineage: Eukaryota; Metazoa; Chordata; Actinopteri; Centrarchiformes; Centrarchidae. The record is from RefSeq and is a predicted model, not a curated record. Gene Ontology annotation, biological process: fructose metabolic process; fructose 2,6-bisphosphate metabolic process. Gene Ontology annotation, cellular component: cytosol. The transcript is spliced from 17 exons. Gene Ontology annotation, molecular function: fructose-2,6-bisphosphate 2-phosphatase activity; 6-phosphofructo-2-kinase activity; ATP binding.
UGGAAGGACAUCAGCCGGCCGAGGGGGCACCUCAGCACCAAGGACAGGCCGAAUAGACCGGCUCCUCCAGCCGCUCCUGCGGGCGCAAACCCUGGGUCCAGCAGAUCGUGAGAUCCCUGUGCAGACGGUGUGCAACCGCGUGUUUGGCGGGCAGGAGUCAUCAUUUGCUUAUCGACCAGAUCAGCUUGGAGGAUGCCCAUCUGAGAAAGAGAGAGCUGAUUUUGACUCUGACAAGACUUCAACAUGUCUAGCACUCAGGUAGACAAUGGCUCUGCAAACUCAGCAGAAGCCAAGAAAACAGACCUGAGAAUGAAUGAAAAGAAAUGCUCAUGGGCUUCCUAUAUGACAAAUUCACCAACAAUGAUUGUAAUGAUCGGCCUGCCUGCGAGAGGGAAGACCUACAUGUCAAAGAAACUCACACGUUACCUAAACUGGAUUGGAGUCCCAACCAAAGUGUUUAACUUGGGCGUGUACCGCAGAGAGGCGGUCAGAGCAUAUAAGUCCUAUGAUUUCUUCCGCCAUGACAAUGAGGAGGCCAUGAAAAUCAGAAAGCAGUGUGCUCUGGUAGCUCUGCAGGAUGUGAAGGCGUACCUGACGAAGGAGGGAGGUCAGAUUGCGGUGUUUGAUGCAACAAACACAACAAGAGAACGGCGAGACCUCAUUCUAGCUUUUGUGAAGGAGAAUGCGUUUAAGGUGUUCUUUGUGGAGUCAGUGUGUGACGACCCAGAGGUCAUUGCUGCUAAUAUUCUGGAAGUGAAAGUGUCCAGUCCAGACUACCCUGAAAGACACAGAGAGAGAGUAAUGGAUGACUUCCUCAAACGAAUCGAGUGCUACAAGGUUACCUACCAACCAUUAGAUCCUGAUGAUUACGACAAGGACCUGUCUUUUAUCAAGGUGAUGAACGUGGGCCGGCGUUUUCUGGUGAACCGUGUGCAGGACUACAUCCAGAGUAAGAUUGUCUACUAUCUCAUGAACAUCCACGUGCACUCUCACUCCAUCUACCUGUGUCGGCACGGAGAGAGCAACCACAACGUUGAAGGCCGCAUCGGCGGGGACUCUGAACUUUCUCCUCGAGGGAAACAGUUUGCCCAUGCCCUGCGAGAUUUCAUUGAAGAGCACAAACUUUCAGAUUUGAAGGUGUGGACGAGCCAGCUGAGAAGAACCAUCCAGACAUCGGAGGAGCUGGGUGUUCCUUAUGAACAGUGGAAGAUUCUCAAUGAGAUUGAUGCUGGUGUGUGUGAGGAGAUGACGUAUGAGAUGAUCCAGAACACACACCCAGAGGAGUUUGCUUUGAGGGACCAGGACAAGUACCACUAUCGCUAUCCAGGAGGCGAGUCGUACCAAGACCUUGUCCAACGUUUGGAGCCGGUUAUCAUGGAGUUAGAGAGACAGGGCAACGUGUUGGUUAUUUGCCACCAGGCGGUGAUGCGCUGUCUGCUAGCUUACUUCCUGGACAAGAGUGCAGAAGAUCUACCAUACAUGAAAUGUCCACUCCACACAGUACUCAAGCUAACUCCUGUUGCAUAUGGUUGUAAAGUGGAGAUGUUUUAUCUUAAUGUGGAGGCAGUAAACACACAUCGAGAUCGGCCUCUUGGUAAAAUCUCGAUGGAUUCUGCUCUCAUACAUCGGCGGAAUAGUUACACUCCUUUGGCCAGUCACGACCAGGUCAAGCGUCCCAGGCUCUACAGCGCGGGCAACCAGCCCUGGCUACCUCUCGCCCCCACCCCAUCAGCUCUGAUGCCAGAGGGACGGCAAAGCCAACCUCGGAUAGGAAGCAUUUGUCUGAGUCCCUGUGCGAAGGAAUCGACUUUGAAAGCCCAGAAGAAACUAGUGGCUGUGUCCGCUUCUGAGUGAAGAUGAAUGCCUCGUUCUUCAUAGCACAAUGUGGGCGAAGAUUCAAAGGUUUCAAACAUAGAAAGAUGUGAUUUUUGAUUUUGAUUUUUUAAAACGGUCAUUUUUUGGUCUUAUCUGUCUCAAUCUCUCUGUUUAACUUUCCUCUGCAUGCUGAGGCUUUGAACUUAUUAGUAUCAUAAACACUUCUGCAUGUGUGCCAAAAUCAAUCAAUCAACCAAAACAACAUACUGUAUUUCAGAACUGGCAACUAAUCCUUAUUGUAAAUAUUACAAUGCCUUACUGAACUUUAAAUCUAUAGAUAGAAGUAGUUCCUCUGUAUGCCAUUAAAUAUAACAAGUUAUGCAUUAUUAUGACAACAACUUUUUAGUAUUGGAAAUAGAACAUGUUGUAAAGUAGAAGCUGUAAAAAUAUUUUUAUAAUACAAAUCCACUCAUCUACCUUAUGAACAAUCUGUAGCUGUAAUUCUUAUUGAAUAAGCCAUCAUUUGUUAUCUCUUAUGUUAAUGAUAUGCAUUGUAAGUUUUAUGUGUUGUUAGAAAAUACACCACAUUGCUAAUUAUACAAGCAGUAAAUAAAGAAACUUAAUUUUCUGUCACAAGCCUGCAAUUCUCACACCUAAUGUAUUAUGCUGGUAUUAUCUGUCACAAUGAACACUAAAUCCUAAAUGCUCAUCUGUUAAUCCAUUGACUUCUUGCCUUCUGCGAAUUCUAGGAAGGGAUUUUGUGCAACAAAAACAUAACAUGUUGAUUGUAUGUUAGCUAUUUCUCAACAUUUGUGUUCAUGUUAUCAUACUGGCCAAAUAUUUGUUUUAAUUGCUUCAUGCUUUACUCCUUAAAUUCUUCCAUCUACCAUUUUAACAGUGGUAAAGGUUUAAAUAUGACAAUGUAAUGUGUGACUGUUGAUAAGUUAUUUCCCUGCUCAAAGCAGCCUACUUGUGCCUUUUUAGCAGGCAAUAAAAGUGGAGACACACAUCUCUGCAGCACAUGGCAUCUUCCAAAUGGAAUGAUCCACAUCUGUUACAAGUCAUUUUAUUAUUUGUGACUUUCAUUUAAUUGUUGUUGUUGUUUAAUGGAAAAUUGUCUCAAAAUUAUUAAAGAACUGAAUGAAA